AUGGUCAGUAAGAAGCUUGGUGAGGCACAACGUAAAGAGGAUUUUUGCAUUCCCCUGGAGGGCCAACAUACGGAUUGCGCACUCUCACCGGAAGAAUGGCCGCUUUUACUGAAAAACUAUGACAGGCUGAACGUGCGGUCUUCCCACUUUACGGUUUUGGAUUGUGGAUGGUCUCCGCUUCGGAGACCCCUGUCCCAGUAUGUGAAGUACGGCAUGAUUAACCUUGACAAGCCCUCUAAUCCUAGUUCACACGAAGUGGUGUCAUGGAUUAAACGCAUUUUGAAGUGUGAAAAAACCGGGCAUGCGGGAACGUUGGAUCCUAAAGUAACCGGAGCCCUCAUCAUUUGUAUUGACCGAGCAACACGUUUAGUGAAGUCUCAGCAGAAUGCCGGUAAAACAUACAUUGGUGUGUUGCGCCUUCAUGACACGGUGAGUGAAAAAAAGGUUGUUGCCUCGCUGCAGCGCCUUACAGGUCCCUGUUUUCAAAGACCACCGUUAAUUGCGGCGGUGAAGCGUCAGCUUCGUAUCCGCAAUAUAUAUUCAAAUCAGCUUAUUGAGUAUGACAAACAUCGUCACUUGGCCGUGUUUGAGACUCACUGCGAGGCAGGCACGUACAUACGAACCCUUUGUGUUCAUCUCGGGUUGAUUUUGGGUGUCGGUGGCCAUAUGGAAGAGUUACGACGAAUUCGAACCGGGGUGAUAUCUGAAGACGACCACAUCUCGACCAUGCAUGACGUUCUUGAUGCGCAGUGGCUGUAUGAUAACGAGAAGGAUGAAACGUACCUUCGGAGAGUAAUUCUCCCCUGUGAAUAUUUAUUAACAAACUACAAGCGUGUGGUUGUGAAAGAUUCUGCCGUAAACGCGGUCUGCUACGGGGCUAAGCUCAUGAUUCCUGGACUCGCGCGCUUCGACAACGGAAUUGAAAGGGAUGAUGUUAUUGUCCUCAUGACCACUAAGGGGGAGGCCAUUGCAUUAGCUUAUGCUGAAAUGUCCACAUCACAAAUGGCUUCAGUGGAUCAUGGUAUCGUGGCUCGAAGCAAACGUGUGAUCAUGGAUCGAGACACGUAUCCGAGACGUUGGGGACUUGGCCCCGUUGCUGUGAAGAAGCGUACGAUGAUGAAAGAUGGACUUCUGGACAAGUACGGCCGUCCCCAAGCAAACACGCCGUCCGACUGGUUUUACGUGGACUACGGUGGCGUUAGUACGAAUGCUGAAGGCGUUCAGUACGGGGAGGCCCCAAGAAAGAAUGGAAAGCGCCCUAGGUCAGAAGCAGAUGACACCUAA
Messenger RNA from Trypanosoma brucei brucei TREU927, 1284 nucleotides. RefSeq names its product centromere/microtubule binding protein. The transcript has a single exon. Lineage: Eukaryota; Euglenozoa; Kinetoplastea; Trypanosomatida; Trypanosomatidae. Gene Ontology annotation, biological process: snRNA pseudouridine synthesis; mRNA pseudouridine synthesis; box H/ACA sno(s)RNA 3'-end processing. Gene Ontology annotation, molecular function: RNA binding; pseudouridine synthase activity. The coding region runs from base 1 to 1284 and encodes 427 amino acids. The record is from RefSeq and is a predicted model, not a curated record. Gene Ontology annotation, cellular component: box H/ACA snoRNP complex.